Molecule: messenger RNA, 513 nt
Organism: Adineta steineri
Lineage: Eukaryota; Metazoa; Rotifera; Eurotatoria; Adinetida; Adinetidae
Source: the annotation of a GenBank genome assembly
AUGUCUGGAACAUUAGUUGAAGAGCGCAAAACAAUUAGUUUUGUCCCAGAUAUUGUAACUGGAAUUCUUGGUUCCGUUUAUUGUCUUGUUGUCUUAUUUAUUUUACUUAUUAUUCCAAUACUUCAAGUAGCAUUUGGUGCAGCAUAUCGUAAUCAAUGUCCAAUUAAUUCGAAUAUUCCAGUAUACCUUAUCGUAUCUGGUGCAUGUGGUAUUGCAACUAUAGUUCUUACCAUAGUUAUAGCUAUUGCAUUUAUAUGUUUAUUUAAAAAAGACUCCAAAGGCACAUCGUUUAUUACUGGAUGUAUCAUUGGUAUUGUAUUUUUAAUUUUAUUUUUAAUGAGUCUUUUCUUAUCUCCAUGGUUUAUUGUGGGUAACGUAUGGAUAUUUGGAGUAUAUUCAACAGUUGAUUUGGAUAAUACAUCAUCAAGUAAUUAUUGUCAUCGAACAUUAUAUCAGUUUGCUUUCUGGAUAUUGAUUGAACAAAAUAGAUUAUUAGAAUGCGAAGGAUUUUAG